CUGUCUCGCGCCAGCAGAGCACCAUGUCUCUGCACACUCUGCGGCCCGUGCGCCUGGCGCUCGCGUCGUCGUCGCGCUCCUUCGCCACCUCGUCGGCCGCGCUGGCCAAGAACCCGCCGGGCCGCGGCCGCGAUGCCGCAAAGCGCCUGCGCCGCGCCGAGCGCGCCGCAAAGGCGGCUGCCAGCGGCGAGACGGAGGUCAAGAAGGAGGAGCCUGUGCUGGGGCUCGAGGAUGCCGUGCGCGUGCUGCAGGCUGUCGAGGUCACGCGGCCGCUCGCCGCCUACGAGCUGCACGUCGUCACCACCGUUUCGUCGCACGUCGCCAACGCACUGCGCGGGCGCAUCUCGCUGCCCUACUCGGCACGCACCAAGCCCGAGAAGCUGCUCAUCUUCGCCUCGGAGGACUCGGCUGCUGGCGUCCUGGCACGCCGGCAGGCUGCCGCCGGCGAGCCCAUCACCGUCGGCGGUGCCGAGCUGAUUGCAGACGUCGUCAGCGGACGCGUCAGCGACUUCUCAAAGGUGCUCGCCACGCCCGACCUCGUGCCGCAGAUCGCAAAGGCGCUGGCCAGGAGUCUCGGCCCAAAAGGUCUCAUGCCGUCGGCGAAGCGCGGCACGGUGGUGGAGGGCGAGGAGGAGAUGAAGACGGCGAUCCUCGAGGCGCAGGGCGCCAUGGACUGGCGAGGCGACCGCAACGGUGUCGUGCGGACCGCGGUGGCACGGCUGCAUCACCCGAUUCCGUCACUGCGCUCCAACAUUGCCGCCUUCCUGGGCGCCGUGGUGGAGCGCGCUACGAGCGGUCUUGGCUCGGCUGCGGCGGCAGGUGUACAGCAGGGCGUCGUGGUGGGCGCAAAGGAGCCGAUUGCGCGGAGUGCCGGCGAGAUGAAGAAGGCACAAGGCGUCAUCAAGCAGAUCCACCUCUCCAGCACACAGGGCCCCGGCAUCAAGCUGAGCCUGGCAGACAUCUACUGAAGGUGUGGCGCUGCAGGGCAGGGCGGAGGCGCACGAGGGAGAUGGCUGGUCAUUGCGAUGGAUGAUUGGUGAUGAUGACGAUGAGCUGAGAUGGACUGAAUGGGUGCGUGUGUGGAGACAGUGUCGAGGAGCGGGACGAUGUGAGAUGUGGAUGGAAAAGGAGGCGCUAGAGAUCAGGAUGAAGCG
Molecule: messenger RNA, 1154 nt
Organism: Tilletiopsis washingtonensis
Lineage: Eukaryota; Fungi; Basidiomycota; Exobasidiomycetes; Entylomatales
Product: ribosomal protein L1
Exons: 4
Coding region: 24-968 (314 amino acids)
Source: RefSeq, a predicted model, not a curated record